AUGAAGAAAUACAAUGUAUCAUUUAUAGAUCAAUAUCCUUUAAAUUGUUAUAGAUUGAUAGAGGUAUCAAAUGAUAUAUUAAACGAUUUCAAAACAAAUGAAAAAUUGAUUAUUAAAGGAAAUGGACCAAAUGAUGAAGCAGUACUUUGUACAUCAACAAAGACCUAUUCUAUCAAAUCAGCAUUUACACCAAACUCUAUGCUGUUGUCAAUAAGGAAGAAUAAGAGUUCCAGUAGUAACACUGCUACUACAUCAUCAAUGGAUGUCGAUGAUUCAUCGUCUGCGUCGACAACAAAUAUAUCAACACCAACAAAACAAGCUCCUCCAUCAUCAUCAUCAUCAUUAUCGUCGAUAGAAAUACAUUCACUUUUACAACAACAAUAUGAAUUGACAGAGAUUCCACCAAGACUAUCAUUAUUGAAAACAACAUUACUCAAGAGACCGGUAGAGAAUGAUGAAUCAGAGAUUGACGGAUCAGACGAUUCAAUUGGUUACAGUCUAUCUGAAAUCAUAUCAUCAACUCAAGCAAGUGAAGCUGAAAUUAGACAAUAUAUUCAAGAUAAAUUACAUGUAUUUUAUAUUAAUCAAGAUCGAAUUGCACUUUUAUCGGAAACCUAUCAACACUAUUUGAUUGAUUUAAUAUUAACGGAAAUUACUAUAAAUGGAUGGUCACAUUCUAAAGUACCUUUGAAUGAAUGUAUACAAAAGAUUGAAAACCAACCAAAACAAUUAUUGGAAUAUACAUUUAGAAUUUAUGGUAGCAUUGAUAAUAGUGUCAAAGAUAAAGAGGAAAAUGAAAUAUAUUAUAAAUUGGAUACAAAUUUAAUUUGUAUAAAUAUUGCAAAUCAAUUAUUCAAGGAAAAACAAAAUUGGACAAGAGAUAAAUUUAUGGAACAAUGGAUUGAUAAAUUACCAGCAGAGAUUAAACCAUCGAUUGAUAUGUUGAAAGGUAUUGCAAUUACACCAAUCAUUGGUAAACAAACAAUGGUCAAUUAUUUAAAUGUAGAGGAUUUAUCAUUUGUUCCAAAGGAUAGAUUCGCUCAUCUAUUCAAACAAAUGCCAAAAUGGAAAUUAUCAGAAAUUGAUGUUUAUAUAAAACCAAUAGUACCACCAGAAAAUACAAUCGAACAAUACUUGACUAAAUUUACAAGAACAAUGACAGUUGACAAGGAAAAAGUAUACAUGCCAAAGUUUUAA
Cavenderia fasciculata is the source of this 1197-nucleotide messenger RNA. RefSeq lists its product as uncharacterized. The transcript is spliced from 5 exons. Bases 1 to 1197 code for a protein of 398 amino acids. The record is from RefSeq and is a predicted model, not a curated record. Gene Ontology annotation, cellular component: chromosome, centromeric region; chromatin; nucleus. Lineage: Eukaryota; Evosea; Eumycetozoa; Acytosteliales; Cavenderiaceae. Gene Ontology annotation, biological process: maintenance of mitotic sister chromatid cohesion; mitotic sister chromatid cohesion.